This is a messenger RNA of Electrophorus electricus (electric eel), 2572 nucleotides long. It is a transcript of the gene rps6ka3b, whose product is annotated as ribosomal protein S6 kinase, polypeptide 3b. Gene Ontology annotation, biological process: intracellular signal transduction; protein phosphorylation. NCBI's taxonomy places the organism in Eukaryota, Metazoa, Chordata, Actinopteri, Gymnotiformes, Gymnotidae. Gene Ontology annotation, molecular function: ATP binding; magnesium ion binding; protein serine/threonine kinase activity. The record is from RefSeq and is a predicted model, not a curated record.
AAAAGGGGAAAAGAGGGAGGGUGGCGUUGCAGGGCAACAAGGUACGUGACGGAGGAGAAAGUGGAGAGGUGGCGGCGAUUUCUGAAUUAUUAACCACGCGAGCCGUUACGUCCCCACUUCAGUGUUUUCUAUUUAAAAAAAAAAAAAAAUUAAAAAAGCGUUCAGACACACGCGGAAAUAGUCGUAUGAAAUACCUUAAAAGUCAUUAGACUCGCUGGUUUGUUAGAGAGUCAGUUUCUAGCGGCGUCUGCUCAACUUCAAAUAGCGAAGAUGCCCCUGGCACAACUAGCUGACCCUUGGCAAAAGAUGGCAAUUGGGAGUGCAACGAGUGAGGACACACAUCAUGAUUUGGAGGAUUCAGUAGGAGAUGAUGAUGGCUUAUCCUGUCAGGAUGACGUGCCAGUCAAGGAGAUCAGCAUCACACAUCAUGUUAAAGAGGGCUCAGAGAAAGCUGACCCACGACAGUUCGAGCUUCGCAAAGUCCUGGGUCAGGGCUCCUUUGGGAAGGUGUUUCUGGUGAAGAAGAUCACGGGGCCCGAUGCGGGUCAGCUCUAUGCGAUGAAGGUGCUGAAGAAAGCCACACUGAAAGUUCGGGAUCGAGUAAGGACAAAGAUGGAGCGGGACAUCUUGGUGGAGGUAAACCACCCCUUCAUCGUUAAACUGCAUUACGCAUUUCAGACAGAAGGAAAGCUUUAUCUGAUUCUGGACUUUCUUCGAGGGGGAGAUCUUUUCACCCGUCUGUCAAAAGAGGUGAUGUUCACAGAGGAGGAUGUAAAGUUCUACCUGGCUGAGCUGGCUUUGGCAUUGGACCACCUCCAUGGACUGGGAAUCAUCUACAGAGACCUCAAACCAGAGAACAUCCUGCUGGAUGAGGAUGGGCACAUCAAGCUGACGGACUUUGGACUCAGUAAAGAGUCGAUCGAUCAUGAGAACAAAGCCUACUCUUUUUGUGGGACGGUGGAGUAUAUGGCUCCUGAAGUGGUCAACCGCAGGGGACACACCCACAGUGCUGACUGGUGGUCAUACGGCGUGCUAAUGUAUGAAAUGUUAACCGGCACACUGCCCUUCCAAGGCAAGGACCGCAAGGAAACCAUGACCAUGAUUCUGAAAGCCAAGCUGGGCAUGCCUCCAUUCCUCAGCUCAGAGGCACAGAGCCUUCUCCGCAACCUGUUCAAACGCAACCCCUCCAACAGGCUGGGUGCAGGUCCAGAUGGGGUUGAGGAAAUAAAGAGACACCAAUUUUAUGCUUCCAUUGACUGGAAUAAAUUAUUUAGAAGAGAGAUUCACCCUCCCUUCAAACCGGCCUCUGGGAGACCGGACGACACGUUCUACUUUGACCCAGAAUUCACAGCUAAAACUCCCAAAGAUUCACCAGGUGUGCCCCCUAGUGCCAAUGCCCAUCAGCUCUUCAGAGGUUUCAGCUUUGUGGCCAUCAGCUCAGAGGAGGAGACUCAGCCACUGCAGAGCAACAUGAGCACCAUAGUUCAGCAGCUCCACAGAAACACCACUCAGUUCGGAGACUCGUAUGAGGUGAGGGAGGAUAUCGGUAUCGGCUCCUACUCCAUCUGCAAGCGCUGCAUUCACAAAAGCACUGCCAUGGAGUAUGCUGUCAAGAUCAUCAACAAAGCCAAGAGAGACCCAACAGAGGAGGUGGAAAUCCUUCUGCGCUAUGGCCAGCAUCCCAACAUCAUCACCUUAAAAGAUGUAUAUGAUGAUGGCCGCUCAGUCUACCUGGUGACCGAGCUCCUGAAGGGAGGGGAACUGCUGGAUAAGAUCCUCAGACAGAAGUUCUUCUCAGAACGGGAGGCCAGCUCUGUCCUCUACACCAUCACAAAGACUGUGGAGUAUCUGCAUGGACAAGGGGUGGUCCAUAGAGAUUUGAAGCCCAGUAACAUUCUCUAUGUAGAUGAGUCAGGCAACCCAGAGUCCAUCCGGAUCUGUGACUUUGGGUUUGCCAAACAGCUGAGGGCAGAGAAUGGCCUGUUGAUGACCCCUUGCUACACUGCCAACUUUGUGGCCCCAGAGGUGCUGAAGAAGCAGGGUUAUGAUGCUGCUUGUGAUAUCUGGAGCCUAGGUGUCCUUCUAUACACAAUGCUCACAGGGUUCACUCCGUUCGCCAAUGGCCCUGAAGACACACCGGAAGAGAUCUUGGCUAGGAUUGGCAGUGGGAAAUUUUCGCUUACAGGGGGAUACUGGAACUCUGUCUCAUCUGAGGCCAAGGACCUGGUAUCGAAAAUGUUGCAUGUAGAUCCUCAUCAGAGAUUAACAGCAGCACAAGUGCUAAGGCAUCCCUGGAUCAUUCACAAAGAACAGCUUCCCAAAUACCAGCUCAACAGACACGAUGCUCCUCAUCUCGUUAAGGGUGCCAUGGCUGCUACAUACUUGGCCCUGAACAGGAAUGUCCCCCCUGUGCUGGAACCUGUAGGCUGCUCCACUCUUGCUCAGCGCCGGGGAGUAAAGAAACUGACCUCCACAGCUCUCUGAGCCGCUGCCCUCCACUUCCAACCACUGAUGUGGCGCCAGGUGGCGGCUUUGUGCCCAGCCACUCAACUGCCCACUCACCCAUUCGCCU